Salvia splendens (bonfire salvia) is the source of this 502-nucleotide messenger RNA. RefSeq names its product cysteine proteinase inhibitor B. Gene Ontology annotation, molecular function: cysteine-type endopeptidase inhibitor activity. Bases 1 to 411 code for a protein of 136 amino acids. The transcript has a single exon. The record is from RefSeq and is a predicted model, not a curated record. NCBI's taxonomy places the organism in Eukaryota, Viridiplantae, Streptophyta, Magnoliopsida, Lamiales, Lamiaceae.
AUGGCCAAAUCAAGAUUCCCUUCUCCACCGCUGCUGCUCCUCCUCCUCUUCCUCCUCGUUGCUGUCUCCCACAGCCACGCCGCCGCGGUGGGCAGAAAAGUGGGGGGGCGGAUGCAGGUGAAGAACGUGAGGGAGAACAAGGAAGUGCAAGAGCUCGGGAGAUACUGCGUGAGAGAGUACAACGACCACAAGGCCAACGGCGAGAAGCUUCUCGUGUUCUCGCAGGUGCUGGAGGCCGAGACGCAGGUCGUCUCCGGCAUCAAGUACUACCUCAAGAUCUCCGCUGCCACGCUCGGAGGCGGCGCCCCCCACCAGACUUUUGAUGCGGUUGUGGUCGUCAAGCCGUGGCUGCAUAACAAGGAUUUGGUCCAUUUUGCGCCUUCGCAACCUUCUACUAAUACCGCCAAGUAGAAAACAUAUUCACUAAUUCUGUGAUUUUGCUAUUUUCUACUUGUGUUCCCAUUUUGUUUUCUUUUUGAGAGUUUGUGAAUCUACAACGGGU